Molecule: messenger RNA, 2379 nt
Organism: Actinia tenebrosa (Australian red waratah sea anemone)
Lineage: Eukaryota; Metazoa; Cnidaria; Anthozoa; Actiniaria; Actiniidae
Biological process (GO): signal transduction
Cellular component (GO): cell surface
Molecular function (GO): calcium ion binding; protein binding
Source: RefSeq, a predicted model, not a curated record
CCAGGUGGUCCAUUAGAGACUUGAGUCACUUCGUUUCUCUCCUUGGUUAAGCGRAGUUCUGUCUUCAGCGAGCAAGAAGAUGAAGUGUUACACUAAAGUCAUCUGGCUUCUACUCCUUUGCUGUGUUACACUCGCUCAUGCAAGGUCCUACAAAGUGGUGAUUUUGACUGGUUUUUACGAUGCAAAUGGAUGGAUUGAAGUACGAGUACUCGGUGAUAAAGGAGCAACAGCUUCUCAURCCUUUGUUCCGCCAGGAAACGUUUUUAAGAAAGUUAGUAAAUACCGCACUUCCAUAUCGAACGCGGUUGAUGUUGGCAAAUUGACCGGCGUAUCAAUGUAUUUUCAUUCUACUGGGUCGUCAUAUUCAAUUGAUAUAAAUAAGGUCGUGGUCUUCUCCAAUGGCCUCUUGUCCUCGUUUUUGAACUACUACAAUAACAUCCCUYCUGGCAAAUGGAUUCUCAUCGGAGGGAAAUGUCCUUUGGGGUUCGAAUUAGGACCAGAUGGAAAUUGCGUAGACAAAGACGAGUGCAAAACAAUGUGUAAUGGAAAACUGGCAAAAUGCACCAAUACGGUUGGCUAUUAUAAAUGUGAAUGCCCUGAAGGAUAUAGACUUCAUAAUUGGAAAGACUGCGAAGACGUUAACGAAUGCCUCUACUCAAACGUAUGCAAGGAGUACUGCUUUAACACUCAGGGCUCAUACAAAUGCGGGUGCCGUAGCGGAUACAAGGUCGUAAAUGGGACAAAGUGCGCUGAUAUCGACGAGUGUCAAGAAGGAAGCCACAAUUGUGACAGUGAGUCGACUUACUGUAGCAACGUCGUAGGAGGAUUCUACUGCUAYUGUAAUCCUGGCUAUCAACGCGUCAACAGAACUCAUUGUGAAGUUCAUUACUGCGGAGGUUUGUCUCAUUACUCAAACAAGAAAACAAAACUCGUCCCUUCGCGUUGCUCGAUGGAAAAAGCAAACCGAUUCAAGGAUAGCUGUACUAUGGUCUGUAAGUAUGGCUACGAAAUGAGGGAUCCUACUCAGAUUACGGUCACCUGUGGAGACCAUGGACUUUGGAAAGGAGGCUUUAGUUAUUGUAGAGGAGUCAAGUGCCCUCCAGUAUCGUCUCCUCCAAAUGCAACUACUUACCCAUCUAGUUGCUUAACUGAGGGUGGUCGCCAUGACUCCGGCAGUAAUUGUUACCAAUACUGUGACAGUGGAUAUCAAAAGAUAAGCGGAGGAACCCUGGUAUGUCAAGCCAAUGGGACGUGGUCUGGCUCUCCAGCAAAGUGCAAAAAGGUUUAUCCUGCUCCUCAGAUCACGUGCCCUUCAUGGAUCGAUGUCAUUCUUCCGCCGGGGAAGAACACCACUUCUCUUGGAUCCAAAUGGAAACUACCCACGUCUAAUGUAAACAAUCUCACCGUCUCCCCUUCUUGGGCAAACCAGUUCUCUCAAUUCCCUUAUGGCAGAACUCGAAUCACAUGGACAGCAACAAACCCGGAAGGCUUAACUGAUACCUGCAUUCUUUAUGUUGAAGUUAAAGACGAAGAGCCUCCCAAAGUGACCUUCUGCCCUGGACCAACGAUCUUCCAAGCAGCCUACACACCCAAGGUCUUUGUCAAAUAUAAAAGACCUACGUUUACAGAUAAUGUUGGAGUAGCAAGUGUGACUCCAGAAUACAAGGGAGGGCUUGAGGUUGCACGUGGACCGCGAUACAAUCAGUAUUACACUGCAUCAGACAAGGCAGGAAACAGGGUGUCUUGCAAGUUUGAAAUAAUUACAAUGUCCACUGGGGUACUAUUACAAGGAUAUGAGUGGUAACGACACUUGUAUUCAGUGUGCCGCAGGAACGUACCAGGACCAAAGAGRAAGCACCAGUUGUAAGGCGUGCCCACAAGGGACAUCAUCUCUUCAAGGGAAUCGCGUGUGUAGGGCUUUGUGUCCACGUGGUACAUUUUCCAAGGACGGCAUGAGACCAUUCUGUGCUCUGUGCCCCCAAGGUCAAUAUCAACCAAACGAAGGACAAACUAACUGUCUGGUCUGUCCGAGCAAUAAAUUCACCAACACUAAACUUGGGUCUUAUUCGUGUGGAGCGGAUUUCCUUGGUAUCAUGAAACACAAAGAGAUCAGCAACGCAGCCGGUAAACCAGUUGGUGCUCGACUGACUAUAACCAGAACUGCAUCAUACAAUGCUGAGGUCCAGUAUGUUUGUACUGCCAGCAACCCAAAUGGACAAACCAAAAACGAAGUCACCGUAAAGUCUGAUCACUGAACCGUUGGCCAUGAUCAUCUUUAGACAGCGAAGCUGACGUCAUAGGUUAAUGCUUUGCUGUACAUGUCAUUUUGUCGUAAAAUUAAACCAAGACUAUAUACGAAAAUAAAGCUCAGAGAAAUGA